This is a messenger RNA of Gymnogyps californianus (California condor), 5201 nucleotides long. RefSeq names its product MAX network transcriptional repressor (gene MNT). Gene Ontology annotation, molecular function: DNA-binding transcription factor activity, RNA polymerase II-specific; protein dimerization activity; RNA polymerase II cis-regulatory region sequence-specific DNA binding. Gene Ontology annotation, biological process: regulation of transcription by RNA polymerase II. Bases 11 to 1723 code for a protein of 570 amino acids. The record is from RefSeq and is a predicted model, not a curated record. The transcript has 6 exons. Lineage: Eukaryota; Metazoa; Chordata; Aves; Accipitriformes; Cathartidae.
GGCCCGCGCCAUGAGCAUCGAGACGCUGCUGGAGGCGGCGCGGUUCCUGGAGUGGCAGGCGCAGCAGCAGCAGACCGCACGUGAGGAGAAUGAGAAGCACGAGAAGCUCCGCCUGGAGAGGGAGCAGGAGCAGAAGAAGGCCGGCAAGGCCAGCGCGCCGCGGGCGAACAGUGCCGUUCCCCCGGAGGAGCCCCGGAGCGAACUGCUGGUGCCCAUCUCCCCCCCAGCCCCGGCCCCCCCGCCGCCCCCGCCCCUGGCAGCCCCCAUUUCAGUCAUUCCCAUCCCUGUUGUCACCAGCCCCCCCCAGCAAGCAGCCCAGACCACCCUGUCCCCGCCGCUCGUGCAACGCCACCAGCCCCUCGUAAGCACUCCCAGUGUCACUAAGGAAGCAUCUUCGGUCGCGCCGGUCAUCCAGAGGCCGCCGGGCCCACUUCUGCCGGACGGGAAAGCUGCUACACCCCCGUCGGGCAGCCCGAAGCAGCUCCAGCAUUACGCGGCGCCGGUCCUGGCCAUCUCCCAGCACCAUGUGGUUCAGCAGCCCAUCCAGCCCCAGCCUCACCAGCCCCUGCAGCACCCGGGAGCACCUCCACAGCUCGGUGCUCUGAAGCUGGCUCCGGCAGAAGACACGAAACCAAACGAGCAGAAGAAGAGACCUGGAGGGGUUGGGACCAGGGAAGUACAUAAUAAAUUGGAGAAGAACAGACGUGCGCAUUUGAAAGAAUGCUUUGAGACAUUAAAACGCAACAUCCCCAACGUAGACGACAAGAAGACCUCAAACCUCAGCGUCCUAAGGAGUGCCUUGCGAUACAUCCAGACUUUAAAGAGGAAGGAAAAAGAAUAUGAACAUGAGAUGGAGCGGCUGGCAAGAGAGAAGAUUGCUACCCAGCAGCGACUGGCAGAAUUGAAGAACGAGUUGAGCCAGUGGAUGGACAUCUUGGAGAUUGACAGAAUUAUUCGACAGACAGUUCAGCCAGAGGAUGACCAGGCAUCUACCUCGACAGCAUCAGAGGGUGAAGACAACAUGGAUGAAGACAUGGAAGAUGACAGGCCAGUGAACUCAUUACCAAAACUAACCCAGCGCCAGCACCCAGAGCUCCUGAAAGCCGUCCCUUCAAACGCUGCUUCCCACCACCCGGCGGUUCUGCCUCAGCACCUGUCCAUCCAGCAGAAACAAACCCCAGCCCACGCACAGCCUCCCAUCCAGACACAAGCACUGGUCCAGCCGCAGGCGAUCGUCCCUGCACAGACUCACAUCGUGGCGGCUUCGACAGUGCAAUCGACUGUUAUUGCCCACACCGCCACUACCCACGCUUCGGUCAUUCAGACUGUCAACCAUGUGAUUCAGGGUCCACAGACCAAGCACAUUGCUCACAUUGCACCUUCCACGUCCAGCCCUGUGCAACUUACCACUGCUGCUCAGCCUAUCGGCCACAUCACUGUGCACCCAGCCACCAUCAACCACAUGGCCCACCUCGGCCAGCAGCUGCCCAUCUACCCUCAGCCCGUGGCCGUCAGCCAGCCCGUGGUGAGCCAUAUUGCUCACACGAUCUCCCACCAGCAAGUGAAUGGAACCACAAAUCUUGGCCAGCAAGCGGUGAUGGCCAAGCCUGCUGUAGGAACCCAAGUUGUCCAUCACCCGCAGUUAGUUGGGCAAACGGUCCUAAAUCCGGUGACUAUGGUAACCAUGCCGUCAUUCCCAGUGAGCACACUGAAGCUGGCCUAGAGGGGAUCGUCCGACAGCGAGGUCUUUGUUGGGAACCUUUCCUAAACUCCAUACAUUCCAACCACGUCCAACUCCGCGGGAGGGAAGUGCAGAAAACGCCGAGCGGCAGGACGGCGGGCUGGGCUGUCCUCAGCCGCCCAGCAACCAGCCUGCCGCUGGCAGCGAGAGACGGGGCCUCUCUGCACUUGAAUUUUGCUAAUCCGAGAAAACUUCAAAGACAGUUGUUCAUGGUGAUUUUUUUUCCUUUUAUGUGUAAUCAGUGAAAUAUGGAUAUGAUGUUCUUAAGACUUUAAUUUUCCCCUUUUAUGUGUUGCUUCUUUGUAGAAUAAAAAUUGCUGAUCUCUUUAUUGAGACAUUGCGUAGAAUGGGAAAAAAAAAUCAUAGAAGUCUAUAUUUAUAUAUAUGUGUGUAUGUGUGUGUAUAUAUAUGUAUAUACAUAUAUAUAUAAAUAUAACAUUUGAAGAAGGCCUUUUGUAAGGUUGAUUAUUUUGCAGGAUUAUUAGACAAAAUUCAUUUUUGGAGGAAGAAGACAGAGUGUCCUCUCUAAACAAGAAACUUUAAGAUAGAUGGUUUGGUGGACCAGGGUACAUAUACAGUGACAAAAAAAAAAAAAAAGUUAAACCAUGUUAAAGGUAUUUCCCGUCAAUAUAUUACAUUUCAAAAAACCAUCUAAAAUCACUGUGACUUGUUAUGGCAUUUUAAGGAAAUUCUCUGUCCUGUCUAAUAAAAGGAAAAAGAAUACACAACCGGACUUCAUUUGUUGCAGUUUUAUAAAUGACUUGAUUUUUAUAGCUAUGUCAAAAAAAUAAUGUUUUUUAUUACUUUAAUGGUUGACAAUGUUUUGUUUGGAUGGUUUUUUGGGGGUUUUGUUUUUUGUUCUGGCUUGGUUUUGCUGAUGCAAUAAUGGAUUUUGCAGAUCUCUGUGCAUGGCACUCCCCCUUUCAGGAUUCCUCGUGCCAGUCCCAAGCCCCAGGAUUCUUGGGUUCGUUUUUGUUUUGCAGAGGCAGAUAUUUCGUGCUGGCAACUUGCAAUAUGUUUAUCUGGCCUGAUAGAGCGGAACCUGGGACCAGAAGACCAACAGAAAUUAAGUAGAUUUGCUGCAUGGGUUACUUUUCUUUGUUAGUUUGUUCCUGAACUGACCACGUUUUAGUGUGGGAGUCAGUGGAUUAGAAAAGGGAUAAAUGUGGAUGUGGUGAUCUUCCAAAGUGCAAGCAGUUUUGACAUCUUUUUUUCUUUGGGGGGAAAAGAAAAAUCUAGUCUUGUGUAGGAUAACGGUAUGCUCCAGGAGAUCAGUAUGUAUAACUUGUGUCUUACAGACUACAGUGAGACGUGCACCAAAGAACAACCCCUCAUCCUAAGUGACCCUCUUGUUCGUCCUUUCCAGUGGUUAGGUCAGAUCUCACUGAAGUCAAUGGCAAACUCCCACGGAGUCACGAGAGGAGGGAUAUUGUUUGGCUCUGCGGGUGCUUGCCCGCCUGCCUGGGAGGUUGCUUAGGACAUGUUUAAUUGCUGACUGAAUAUUCUGGUCUUUGCACCGUUUUGUGUGUAGUACUGCUAUUAAUGAUCUCUCUUCCGUCUUCCUCUCUUUUUAAAAACAAAUACUCCGCAGUCCUUAAUGCAGGCAAAAUUCCUGCUGUAGCCAGCGGACGUUUUCCUUGGGGCAGGAUGGGAGGAUGGUCCCUGCUAGCAUCUGACCAGGUACGCUUUGGAAGUGGCACCCGUUCAGAGGAGGAGGUAAGGUGGGGCUGAGCAGUCACACCUUCACGGUGCUGCCUGGCUACAUCUAGUUUUGGGUCGAGAACUUCCACAGGAAGACGUGAUCCGUAGUCUGCCCAAAAUGCCCAUUGACUCCAGCAGGACUUUUGCCUGCUUGUGGACUGCUGUGAAUGGUGGCAGAGGUUUAAUUACGAAAACUUGCCAUUUCCAUACCGUCCAUGCUAUGGUUGAAACUGUGCUGGAGGCAGGAGUAAUUACUGCAAACAGAGAUCAAGCGUGAUUGUGCCUUCUGAGCAGACAUGGCUGAGAACUGCAUUAAAUCUGUUUAUAAAGCCCUGGGUUGCUCCGUAGUUAACACUGCUUUUUUUUUUUUUUUCCCCCUUGCAUCCUUGAGUCCAGGAAGCUCUUGCCCGUGUUGCUUAGCACAGUUUCUACAGCAGAAUGGACAAGUUUAUACAGGUCGUUUGUUCUCACUCCUAGUGCACCAUUAACACUGCGGGGUUAGCAGAAUCGCCAGGGCUUUAUUGUCUCCUUGUACAUGCGGGUGCUUUCCCAAGGACGUUGUGUUUUGUGUGCCAGUAUUUCGGAGAUUGGUGUUAGGGAUCAGGACAGUUGCUCCUCAUCAGAAACUCUUGACAAUUGAGUAUUUGCAACAGGCUCAUCUCCCUUCUUAGGAGGAACCGAGUGGCUUUGCCUUCUGUAGCUGCGGUAGAAGGGGGAGGAAGCAUCUUUCUGUGUCUUUACUGUUCCAACUCAUAAAAUAAUAAAAUCGAGGCAGGAAGCUUCAUUUCUAGUCAAGAGUGGCUGAGCUUAUUGAAGGAGAAAAAGCCCGGAUUGGGAAGCGGGGCUCAGCACAUAAGCGUUGGCUGAGAGCCCCUCCAUCCUCCCGACGUUGUUCCCUGUGUGCCGGUGUUGGUGGGACCUGCGGGAUCAGCCCGCGCGGGUUGGUCCUGCUCUUCUUACAUGCCGUUUUGCAUGACAGCUUACUUUCUGCAUUGAAAACUCUGCUCCCACCUUAACCCCCUUGGCUUCUUAUCCCAAGAUAGAUCCUGGUAACUAGCAGCGACCCAGGCAUACAGCUGCUCCGUGUUUUCCACAGUAAAAAGUGUAGGGGAUGGAGAGAAGAGUUCCCAUUUUAUUUGAUACAGGCAAAUGAGCUUUCUUGUGGAUUAUUUAAUGGCCUUUACUGUAUGGACAGGUGAUGCUGCUGACCUCCUCAUCUUUUACUCCCUUAUGGUUUAAAGGUAACAGUGUCACUACCCUGCUCACAUAUGAGUCCCGCAUCUCUGCCAGUUUUUCUCUCCCCCUUGGAGUUGUGCAAUGCCGUUAUGUCUGAACCCCUUCAUCGGUGUUAGCCUCCACUUGAAGAACGGCUUGUCCUGCUCGGCCAGCCUGUAAGCUGGUCCAGUCAUCCCGGGUCUCAUCUGCCUUCUCCACAGCUACCAGAAACGUUUCUUUGGGGGGUUUCUGUUUUUUUGGUUUUUAUUUUUUUAAAGUCAGCAAACUUCUUUCUGUUCUGUGGGGAAAAGAGCAAACCACAGUCCUUCUUUCCUCGCAUCUGUCAUUCCUGCUCAGAAACUUUGGAUUUACGCUAAUGCUCUUAGAAAUCAUGUUCAGUACUGUAUAACAAGGGGCACUUUAGAAAUGUCUCUCCUCCUUUGAUAUAUGUGUUUUCCCUAUGGAGAAAGCUAUAUAUAAAUAUAUAUAUGUACACUUUGGGAUUCAGAAGAUCUAAUUUGUCCCAAAAAAAUCAAUAAAUAUG